Molecule: messenger RNA, 197 nt
Organism: Trichomonas vaginalis G3
Lineage: Eukaryota; Parabasalia; Trichomonadida; Trichomonadidae
Exons: 1
Source: RefSeq, a predicted model, not a curated record
AUGUCCCACGUCCCACCAACCCAGUCCAUUCCCAAACCAGAGGAACCUAAAGAACCACAACAGUCUCCUCAGCAACCUCAGUUCCAGCAAGUACCUCCACCAAAUUACUACCAAUUUCCACCUCAAGGUUACUACCCACCACAAGGCUUCCCGAACUACCCUCCUCUGCCUAUGCCUUACUUCCCCAACCCUUGGAU